This is a messenger RNA of Pan troglodytes (chimpanzee), 4917 nucleotides long. RefSeq lists its product as uncharacterized. The record is from RefSeq and is a predicted model, not a curated record. The transcript is spliced from 4 exons. The coding region runs from base 787 to 1125 and encodes 112 amino acids. Lineage: Eukaryota; Metazoa; Chordata; Mammalia; Primates; Hominidae.
CUGAAAUCUAAGUGCUAAUGACCGUUGCCCUUCACCCUGCUGCUGUCCACUGGCCGGACCUGCGGCCGGGUGGGGCCCCGGACUGGGAGAGGGUACAAUGUUCUGCAUUUAACAUUUGAACUUCUCCUAUCCGAGGCAGCAGGCCGUUUUGUCCUGGGGUCGCUGACCCUGGCUCCCCCAUCAGCUGCCCUGAAACCUUAAUUGAAUGACAGAUGGUCAUUUUCGGGGGCGCCAGAAGCUGCGGGCGGCCAGCGGCGCGGGGGCUGCGGCCCCAGGCCCCGGCAGUCCUGCCCGGACUCUGCCAGCAAGGGGCGGGCGGCAGAGGUAGCAGGCGGCUUGCGGAGCUGGCCCAGCCUGCGAGCGCGACGGGGUCUGCGGGCGUCGGGCGAACGCAUGGCAACGAGCACCUGGAGGAAACCCCGGCGUAAGAGGCCGCGCGGGCGUUAGAUCACCAGGUCCUAGCGUCCCUGCCAAUUCCCAGACCGAGGGCCAGACGCAGACUAGGCCCGAGCUAGGCCACCCGGGAGCCUGGCCCGGCCUCCGGCCCUGGAAGGCGGCAGAAAGGAGACAAAACCUCUGUCUUUCUAGGCCGAAGGCCUGAGUUCCAGCAUCCUGGGUCCCCACGCGUCGGGGUCUGGGGCCAAGACCGCCCACAGUCGGCGCCCAAGCCCAAGACGCCCAUCCCGGACCUGGCCUUCCCGCCAGGGCCCGCGCGCAGGUCGGGAAAAGGCUAAAUCCCGCGUGCUGCCUACCCUACGCGCCCAGCGGCGCCUUCUCGCCAGCGCCAUGCCGGGCCGGAACCCACGUGGGCCUCCACAUCCCGGCGGGCCGCCAGCUGGGAGCUGUUUAUUUAUGGCUGCAAAUGUGUGUGUUCAAGAGAGAGAGGGAAUUGAUCUUUGCCUGGACUUAAAGAUGGAGCCGAAGAAGCUGGAGGGAAUUUGGGCUUGUGCGUCUGGCCCAGACCCUGUGCGCCGAGCCCGAGGUCUAUCCUCCCCGCACCUCUCACCUCGCGACCUUGCAGGAAUCCGCGGGCCCGGAUGCUGCCCAGCUGACCCUCCUGCCCCGGGCCCGGCUGCAGAGAAAGUCUUCGAGCAGGAGGCCAGCCUGUUCCUGUCUUUAAAAUGAGCACAAUAAAAGGGGGCAAAUCCUCGAACGCGAACCUGAUCUCAUGUCACAGAAGCAACUUGCCAUGAAAUCCGCUAAUGCGCUGCGACUCGCCCACCAGGGCAGCGUGCGGCGGCCGAACUGCACCUGCGUUUGUGAGCCUUGUAGAAAUGGAGCCCACCGGAUUCCCUCACCCGGAGAAAUGCCCAAACUGAAACUUGACUACACUUCCCUGGGCUGGUUCACGGUUUCAUAAUCUCCCAGGUUUGCUGGCUGUGUCACCAAAUCCAAGCCAACCCUGCUAUAAACAUGAUCACAGGCCACUGACCUUGCAGCACUGACCGAUAACUCGGUGGCAAAAUCAGCUCCUCUGGUCAGAGAUUAUUAAAGCAGCGGCUGAAUUCGUGUUUGUUUUUUUGAAGUGGUCAGAAAAACGUAGUCUUCUUAAACCUACAAAAACAGUCAAACACAUUUUCAAAUGUGCUUUACUUGUAUUGGUUCGAGUGCUGGAAGCUGUCUGGCGGUGAGCUUUUUCGUUGCGUGUGGUUUAUGCAGAGCACCCGGGAUGUUUUUCUCGUCUUUUACGUCUUGGUAUCUUUUUAAAAUGUAGAAUGUGUCUCUGAUUGUUUCACAGUAUGUUCCUUAACAACCAGAUAUGUAAGAAAACGUUUGGGAUUGAGUGGUGAGAAAAGCAGACUGGAAAGUACAAAUAAACCCAAUCCAAAUGGAAAACAAAUUAAACAGAUGAAAUGAUUAUGAAAGAAGAUGGGGGAAUUAACUUGUCUGGAAAAAAUCGAGUUUAGGGUCUGAACUUUACAGAUUCAAUGGCAACACAGAACAAAUCCAAAGGAAUUAAAUCUAUUCUUUUGCCCUCCUAGGCAUCUGGGUCAGAUGCACAUUUUGAGGCAUUUCAACAGACAGAUCAGCUCUGGGACACUUGCACACUUUUUUGGUAAACUGCAACCUAUUACGUGACCUUUAAUCCUGGUGGAAAACAAUUUAAAAUGUAUUCCUGGCUUUAGGAAACAAAAGAAAAAUUUUAAACCCUGGCAGUUAAAUUAUUACUGGUCUCUACAGGGUUAAUUUAAUGUAAAUAAUCUACUCUCCUGAGGGAAAAGGUGGAGGCCUGGCAUUCUGGAAGGGCCAGUCAGGUGGUGACAAAACUGUGUGCCUUGGGGUUUUGAGGGGUGUGUUGGGUGGCUCUGAACCUGGCUUUGGGUUUGUUACAUCUCUCGCUCUCUUAAAACAGUAACUCAAGAUGUAAGUAAAAGUGUUUUCAUUUUUUAUUGAUCCUGCUAACAUCUUUCAUUAUCCAGCAUGUAGCCACAGCAAAUUAUUGCUCAUUUGAUACUGAGAAUUCUAUUGACCAUCGCUUUCGUUGGAGAGAGAAUUCUAACUACUCGGCUGCUCUGUCAUCAGUCAGAGCUAAGGCUGAGGACUUUCCACCACUAAAACCAAAAUAAAUUGAGCCUUCUGCCUCCAGAAAUUGAUAGAGAUGUGUUCAUUACAUUGGGCCACAUGAGCAUGCAUAGAAAUCUGCUUUUUACUCUCCCAGCCUUGCCCCCACUCAGGCAAUAGGUCGGCCCCUUUGGAACAGAACUGUCUAUUUGAAGGGCUGGGCAUUCGUUUGCUUUUCCUGUAUCCCUUCUGGCAACUUCUUUCCAGCUGCGGCCAGGUUGGGGCAAUGAAAUGAUGCAAUGGGAGACUCCUCCUCAGUCCUGUGAUCAAAGCCACCUUGACUUGCUUAAGCUUAGAGAAAUCAUUAAAAUCUCAAAAACAAAAACAAACAAACAAACAAAAAACCUCCUAAAAUGUCCAGAUAGGUCACUUUAUGGUCUGGAUAUAAUUUCCUAAAUUAAACUGCUCCACCCCCAUCAAGACCCCACAUAAUCAAAGAGCGGCUAAGUUGGGAAGCGAAGGUUAAGCUCUGGGGUAUGCGCCUGUUCUCUCUGGAAAUGGGCGUCCAGCGGGAAUGAUAGGCCUGGGCGACUCGUGCACUCACACCAGCCCAAGCGGAAAGGAAGUCUGGACCUAGAGAAGGCCUGACCUUUGACCCUUGGCCCGGCAGCUCCGGGGUGCUAGAGUCUGCAGAGGGAGGCGGGUUGGGAGACGAGGCUAGACAGGGGCCCGCAGGGCAAUAGGAAAGGCUGGGUUUGUUCCCCACGAAGCUAGUGGAGGAAUCUACCUUGACGCAGAAAGGAGCUGGAGCUGCCCCACAGCAGGGGCCACCCGACGCCCGACCCUCUGGCUGCCUUCACCAUCCCAGAGGCGGGUAGGUCAGGCCUGUCUGUCGGGAUCCACGCUCCCUUGCCACCUCCCUUCCAGCAUCUGGGGAAAAGACGCCCUGACUCAAGGGUGUUCUGGCCCCGCACGACGGGGGGCGAAGAGAGACAAAAGUCGAGCCUAACAGCAGGCGGCUGCUGAGCUGGCGGGUCUUGGGCCACUGCUAGUCCAGCGUUGGCGUCCAGCGGGGCCUGUCACCUUUACAAGUAACAAGGGACCAUAUCCGCUUCUCCUUAAGCCCUGGACCCCAAGCGGAGGCCAGGACGACCUUGCAGGAGCCAUGCCCCCUGGGGAUUCUAUGGAGGAGAUUGUUUGGUUGGGUUUCAUUUGCAUCAAUACCAGGAGAUGAACCCUCUGGGUUUGGCUUCAGAACAAACGGAGGACCAAUUAACGCCUGUACAAAUUAGUCCCUGGCGUGUGCAACCCGCCAAACAACGCCAGUUCCAAAUCGGAAGGCACGUUUAGGGACUCUCAGGGACCCGGCUUGGUAGUUAUUUUUCCAAUGGUGCUGUUAAGUGUGAGUGAAGCUAUUUGCACUCUCGCGGGCCUCGCUCCAAGACCCCUGGCGCGAUGGGGAGCCACUUUGUCCCGGAGGAAGGCAGCGGAUGAAUAGGAGCCCUGGCUGCGCACAUGGACCCUAACCCAAGAGCAGCAGCAGCAGCAGCAGCAGCAGCGGAAAGACGCGGGUAGUCUGAUUCGGCUUGGGGAACGGAAGGGGAGUGUAAGAUGAGAUACACACCGGAUUUUUUUAGUUUUUCCUUUUUUGUUUUUAACGUAGAUAAAUAACCCCCAUCGUCCGUGUAAUCAGCCCGUUCCCAAUGAAGUCGUUUUUCUAGAAUGCGCUCUCCGCCUGCCACACUUGAGGAAUCCAGCCCACAGAGGUUUCGGAAACCCAGUUUGAGUGAUUCCAGCCUAGACUGAAACCCUGCGAGCCUCCCAGGAAAGAGAGCCCGGCCCGGGCCAAGCAGUCGGUCACACACACACACACACACACACACACACACACACACGGACUGCGUAGCUCUUCGCAGGAUCGAAGGCUGGAUGCGGAUCUGGGAGGUGGUGGCUAAGCGAACCAGGAAGACUGUGACGGAAACCAAUACAGCAGUGUCAUCUUGAAAGUUAUUUGGAAGAACAGGACCUGGAGUCUGGGUUUGAAUCAAAAAAUUGUGAGCAAGGGACAGAUCACCCUGUAUUUCUCUGGAACGAGGCAGAACUGAGACCUGCCCAGCUGAACCAGCGUGGCCACAUAUUGGGGAUUAGGAAAUUGUUCUCAGACACUGUAGCACACACAUCCUCUGACAGCGAGCUCACUCCUGCGCAGUGGGCUUCUGGCUCUGCCACUGCACUCCACAAACGCCCUACAGGCCUCCUCCAGGUUUUGCCAGGCAAAUGAAACGAGCACAACUCGAUAGUAAAUUAUUUUGUUCAGCCUUCUCUCUUUUUAUGAAAAUAAGAGGCAACACUUUGUCAUUUUUAAUCACAUAAGCAGACAAUAAAUCUAAUUUUGAUAUUGAUUUUUUUUUCCAG